Linum trigynum is the source of this 534-nucleotide messenger RNA. The record is from the annotation of a GenBank genome assembly. NCBI's taxonomy places the organism in Eukaryota, Viridiplantae, Streptophyta, Magnoliopsida, Malpighiales, Linaceae.
AUGGAGGAGGUGCGUCCAGCGCUGGAGCGCGGUUUUGAGGAGAAGCUGGCAAAGAAAAAGGAGGAAAUGGUGGCAGAGAAGGAAGCCCACCAGGCGGUUAUUGAAGAGCGGGAUAAGCUUCAGGCGAAACUUCAGCAAUCUAAGCAGAUUGAGAAGACUCUGCUAGAGGAGCAGGAGUCGCUCAGCAAGGAGGUGGCCUCCCUCAAGCUUGACAAGACCGCAUUGCUGGAGAACCACGAGUCGGACUUAGCUGCAUUUCGGGCCGAGGCAGGUCCAGCUUACGUGGGGUCGGCUGAGUUUCAAGCGCUGGAUAGGGCGAAGUAUCAGAAGAUCGUCGGCGACGUCGUGGCCGCAAUCCGUCACUUGUUCCGUCAGGAGCUGCCUGACGUGGUUUGGGAAACGAACCUGGUUUUGGACGCGAUUGGCGGUUGGACCGAUGCCGAUGUGAAUUCGGAGGCUGAUGAUGGGGAAGAGGAUGAAGGAGGUGAUGCAGAGGAUGAUGAUGAAGGGAGCGAAAGGUCGCGAAGUGUCUGA